AAGCGGCAAAUUUCUAGCCAACCCGCGGGAAGAUUCUCGCGUGGAGUGGUACCGAUUGCCGAAUUCCCCCAAAGCAAAGAACUUUCGUUACUCUUUCCUUGGAGUUUUCGUCUUCGGCUGGCCCCCUGACUCACUAUCCCCUCUCCUAGCUUCGCCGGAAGAGAUUAUCGCCGGAAUUCAGCACUGGCUUGUCUAAUAUAUAUGGUGCAGAACUGAUAAGCACUCGACUCUAGCCUAGAGGAAUUUAGCUGGAUAUUUAUCUCUGCUGCAUCAAAUGGGAUGGGGGAACAUCUACAGAAGACGUUUGAAAGUGUUUUCUGCAGCUAUGUUAAUUUACUUGGAUUAUAAGGCCAUACAACAAAGACAGAAAUGGGCUAAGCAAUCAAAGCGAGCUGCACUGUGGGAGAAGUGUCACGAGCGGAAUGCGAAACGUGUUCUCAGUCUGAUUAUUGAAUUGGAAGGUUUGUGGGUGAAACUUGGACAGUAUUUAUCUACACGAGCUGAUGUGCUUCCGGAGGCAUAUAUAGCACUUCUCAAGCAGUUACAAGACUCUCUUCCUCCUCGACCCGUACAAGAGGUGUAUCAGACAAUAAAGAAAGAAUUAGGAAAAUCAGUUAAGGACUUAUUCUCAGAGUUUAUUGAAGCGCCUCUGGCAACAGCAUCAAUAGCUCAAGUGCAUCGUGCAACUUUGACUGAUGGGCAAGAAGUAGUUGUCAAAGUUCAACAUGAAGGCAUCAAAGCAGUCAUAUUGGAGGACUUGAAGAAUGCAAAGUCAAUUGUCGAUUGGAUAGCAUGGGCAGAGCCACAAUACGACUUCAAUCCAAUGAUAGAUGAGUGGUGUAAAGAGGCACCAAAGGAACUUGACUUCAAUACCGAGGCUGAGAAUACCAGAAAAGUGUCCAAAAAUCUUGGGUGCAAAAACAAAGAUAACAACGGCGCAUCUUCUCAUCGAGUAGAUGUUUUGAUCCCGGAAGUUAUUCAGUCGACUGAAAAGGUCUUGAUAUUGGAGUAUAUGGAUGGGAUACGUCUGAAUGACUUAGAAGCAUUGGCGAGUUUUGGUGUUGACAAACAAAAGAUUGUUGAGGAAAUAACACGUGCUUAUGCCCAUCAAAUUUACAUUGAUGGAUUUUUUAAUGGCGACCCUCAUCCGGGAAAUUUUUUGGUGAGCAAGGAAGCCCCACAUCGCCCAAUCUUGCUGGACUUUGGGCUUACUAAGUCACUAUCAUUCACCUUGAAGCAGGCUUUAGCAAAAAUGUUUUUGGCAUCUGCAGAGGGGGACCAUGUGGCAUUGUUAUCUGCUUUUGCAGAAAUGGGACUUAAACUGCGGCUGGACAUCCCUGAACAGGCCAUGGAAGUUACAACUGUAUUUUUCCGCACUUCAACACCAGCAAAUGAAGCUGUUCAAACCAUGAAAUCUCUGGCUGACCAAAGGACAAGAAAUUUGAAGGUUAUCCAGGAAAAGAUGAAACUCAAUGAAAAAGAAGUUAAACGCUUUAAUCCAGUUGAUGCAUUUCCUGGGGAUAUUGUGAUAUUUACUCGUGUCCUCAAUCUCCUCAGAGGUCUCUCAUCUUCGAUGAAUGUGCGCAUAAUAUAUCUUGACAUAAUGAGACCAUUCGCGGAGCAUGUUUUGCAAGGAAACUUGUACAAGGCACCUUCAGCGAGUCCUCAGUGGAUCCAUGACACACCAAUCCAUUCUUCCGUGGAGGGCAAGCUCAGACAACUCUUAGUUGAUCUUGGGAAUAAUGAUAAGAUUCUGGGAAUCCAGGUAUGUGCCUACAAAGAUGGGAAAGUCAUUAUUGAUACUUCCGCUGGGGUUCUAGGGAAGUAUGAUCCUCGUCCAGUUCAGCCUGAUAGCCUUUUUCCCGUUUUCUCUGUAACGAAAGGAAUCACGGCAGGAAUGUUGCAUUGGCUGGUUGACAAGGGGAAGCUCAAGCUCGAGGAAAAUGUUGCAAAUAUCUGGCCAGAGUUCGGUUCCAACGGGAAAGAUGUCAUUAAGGUAAAUCAUAUCCUGAACCAUACAUCGGGUUUGCACAAUGCACUGGCUGAUCUUAGAGGUGAGGAUGUAUUCGUGAUGUAUGACUGGGAUGAAUGCUUGAGGCGACUUACUGCUUCAGCCCCAGAGAGUGAACCAGGCCUAUGCCAGUUGUACCACUAUCUAUCUUUUGGCUUUCUUUGUGGCGGAAUUAUCGAGCAUGCUUCGGGGAGGAAAUUUCAAGACAUUCUGGAAGAAGCAUUGAUUCAUCCCCUCAAUAUUGAAGGCGAGCUAUAUAUUGGAAUCCCACCAGGUGUGGAAUCCCGCCUUGCUACUCUUACCGUAGACACAGGCGAUAUCAGCCAAAUAUCUCAGAUCAGUAAACGAAACGACCUUCCCUCUACCUUCCAGCCUGAGAAGAUCCUUGAGAUGGUAACCACUCUGCCUGCUGUGUUCAACAUGCUCAACACUCGCCGUGCAAUCAUACCCGCUGCUAACGGGCACUGCUCAGCGCGUGCGCUGGCACGUUACUAUGCAACUCUAGCCGAUGGUGGAGUGGUCCCACCACUGCAUUCCUCCUCUUCAAAACCUAAACUUGGGUCCCACGUCCACAUCCCAAAGUUCUCUACCAAGGCCUCGAAAAAACAGCAGAAAGCGGGCAAGAACAAGUCUCUGAGAUCGAGCAUGUACGAGCAAAUUCCAGAUAGCCCCGGAGAUGACGCCCAGAGUCACCGAAUAGAUGUUGCUACAGGUAAUAAUAGCAGUAGCAGCAGCAGCAGUUCUGAUGGUGAAGGGAAUGGAAAGAAGAUCUUCCGUAGCGAGAAGGGGAGACUACACGAGGCAUUCAUGGGGGCAGGAGAGUUCGGGAGCCUAGCCCUGGAGAGUGGUGAUUUUGGGCUUGGUUUUAGGAGGAUUAGGUCAAAGGAUGGAUCUCUGAUAGGGUUCGGGCACUCGGGGAUGGGCGGUUCGACGGGUUUCUGUGACAUCGAGAACCGGUUCUCUAUCGCUGUGACCCUGAACAAGAUGUCCAUGGGCGCAGUCACCAGGAACAUCCUCCAGCUUGUGUGUUCGGAGCUGGGCAUUUCUUUGUCCAAUGAGUUAGCAGCAUCUUCCCAGGCAGGACCCAGCGGAGAGUCGAAUUUGCAGAAGCCUUUGAUCAAUUGAGCAAUAGUGUUUUUUUCGCUCGAUUUAAUCAUAGUUUCACACAUUUUAUCACCGUGUCCGAGUAUUGCAAGGUAUCAGAUGAGAUAAGAUGUACCAAUACGAUUUUGGAUAUUGAUACCAGUAUCAUCGACAUUUCAUUAUACUCCAAAUCUUAUACCUGGAUAUUAUCGUUCGA
Messenger RNA from Punica granatum (pomegranate), 3311 nucleotides. Lineage: Eukaryota; Viridiplantae; Streptophyta; Magnoliopsida; Myrtales; Lythraceae. The record is from RefSeq and is a predicted model, not a curated record.